Molecule: messenger RNA, 1287 nt
Organism: Diversispora eburnea
Lineage: Eukaryota; Fungi; Glomeromycota; Glomeromycetes; Diversisporales; Diversisporaceae
Source: the annotation of a GenBank genome assembly
AUGGGAAGGCAUUCUUUUCCCGUUCUAAACCAACAGUUUUUGGUAGACGAAAAAUAUAAUUUUAUUCGUGAACUCGGGCAAGGAGCUUAUGGGGUUGUGUGCGCAGCGCGUAAUAAACAUACCGGCGAAGGUGUGGCAAUUAAAAAGGUCACGAAUGUAUUUAAUAAAACUAUUCUUACCAAACGCGCAUUACGUGAAGUGAAAUUAUUACAACAUUUUAGAGGUCAUAAAAAUAUCACAUGUCUAUACGAUAUGGAUAUCAUUGAUCCUCAUGAUUACAAUGAAAUAUAUCUUUAUGAAGAAUUAAUGGAGGCAGAUCUUCAUGCAAUUAUUCGAUCUGGUCAAGCAUUGACAGAUGCUCAUUAUCAAAGUUUUUCAUAUCAAAUUUUAAGUGGAUUGAAAUAUAUUCAUUCAGCAAAUGUAUUACAUAGAGAUUUGAAACCUGGUAAUCUUUUGGUAAAUGCAGAUUGUGAACUUAAAAUUUGUGAUUUUGGACUUGCUCGUGGAUUUUCAGAAGAUCCUGCCGCAAACUCUGGUUUUAUGACUGAAUAUGUGGCUACUAGGUGGUACAGAGCUCCAGAAAUUAUGCUCAGUUUUCAAAGUUAUACAAAAGCUAUUGAUUUAUGGUCUGUAGGAUGUAUUUUGGCAGAGUUAUUGGGAGGUAGACCUUUAUUCAAAGGAAGAGAUUACGUUGAUCAAUUAAAUCAAAUACUUCAAACAUUAGGUACACCUAAUGAUGUGACUUUAACAAGGAUAGGAAGUGCAAGGGCACAAGAAUAUAUUCGUAAUUUACCUUAUAUGCAUAAAAAAUCUUUUUCUACCCUAUUUCCUAAUGCCAAUCCUUUAGCACUUGAUUUAUUAGAACGUCUCUUAACUUUUGAUCCUUCUAAACGCAUAACUGUUGACGAAGCAUUAGAACAUCCAUAUUUAUCUGUGUGGCAUGAUCCUAAUGAUGAGCCUGUAUGUUCUGAAGGUUUUGAUUUUUCAUUUGAAUCAGUUGAUAGUCCUGAAGUAAUGAAAGUAAUGAUUGCUCAAGAAGUCCAAAAUUUCCGAGCAAUGGUUAGACGUCAACAUGGACCUCAACUUAGUGUUGCAACUAAAUCCAUGUAUUCACCCGCCAUAUAUUCACCCGGUUUAUCAAAAAUUCCCGAUCGUGAUACCAUCCUAAAUUCUCCUACUGUAGUACGUGGUGAUGUGAAUGCACUUGCGGCAGAUCAUUAUAAAGGAGUUCAUGGUGCCCCUACAAGUGAAGAUUUAGAAAGAGAAUUAAGUGGAUAUAUACAAUAA